Molecule: messenger RNA, 960 nt
Organism: Triticum turgidum subsp. durum (durum wheat)
Lineage: Eukaryota; Viridiplantae; Streptophyta; Magnoliopsida; Poales; Poaceae
Source: the annotation of a GenBank genome assembly
AUGCCGGCCACGAAAACGGUGUCGAGGUGCACACCGGUGAAAGUGGAGGACAGUUACGUGUUCGAGAUCUGCGGGUACAGCCAUCACAAGGGCAUGGGCAUCGGCAAGGUCAUCCGGUCCGGCUCCUUUUCCGUCGGGGGCCAUGAGUGGGAAAUCCGCUUCUAUCCUGAUGGUGAUGGGCAACACAACGAAGAUCACAUGGCAAUUUACCUGGAGCUGUUGAGCAAGGACGCCAGGGUGCACGCAUCCUGCGACCUCAGGCUGGUCGACGGCGAAGGGUUGAUGUGUUUCGUGCACAAGACAGAGCCGAGGAUGUUCUGCCAAAACAUGGAGAGCAGGUUUGCUCCACCCAUCGGCACUCAUUUCAUAAAAAGGGGCGAGUUCGAAGCAUCGGUGUACCUUCACGAAGACGGCCUCAAGAUCAACUGCGCCAUCACAGUCAUCAAACCUCGGGUCUCUGAAAUAAAACCACCCCCUAGAAUCGAGGUGCCGCCUUCGGACAUCAUAUCGCAUCUCGGCAGGCUGUUAGAAGCAAAGGAGAAGGCAGAUGUCACAUUCAGUGUAGCAGGAGAGACUUUCAUGGCACACAAGACCAUCCUCGCCAUGCGGUCGCCUGUGUUUGAAGCGGAGCUCUAUGGGCCGAUGAGGGAGACGAGGGCACAGCUCGUAACCAUCGAAGAGAUGCAGCCUGAUGUCUUCAAGGCACUCCUCUAUUUCAUCUAUAAUGAUGCAUUGCCAGCUGCUUUUGAUGAUCUUGAUUGGGAAGGUCAUAUUGAAAUGGCUCGGCACUUGCUCGUGGCCGCGGAUCGAUAUGCCAUGGAGAGGCUAAAGCUGUUAUGUCAAAGCCUCCUUUGCGAGGAUAUUAACGUGCAGACCGUGGCAACCACGUUGGGCUUGGCUGAUCAACAUCACUGCGACGGGCUUAAGGAUGCUUGCAUUGAAUUUAUGUCCACUUCAUAG